This is a messenger RNA of Parnassius apollo (apollo), 447 nucleotides long. The record is from the annotation of a GenBank genome assembly. Lineage: Eukaryota; Metazoa; Arthropoda; Insecta; Lepidoptera; Papilionidae.
AUGUAUUACUGUGAUUUUGACCACGUGUAUGAUUACAUAUAUGACAUAUUUACAAAUGAAUAUGCAUGGAUUCAUAAUUGCCAUAUACAAGGGCCUUUCUUAGCUGAAAUUAAGACAAAUUUACAAGAGACAGUGAACCAUGCAAACUUGGACCGUUCUCUGUACUUGUAUUCCGGUCAUGACGUAAACGUGGUCGCGCUUUGGCGAGCGCUUGGCUUUGAAGAGUUACUGGACCCCGACUAUGGAGCCAGCCUUGUGUUGGAGCUCCAUGAGGAGGUGGAACAAGAUAGCUUUUUUGUCAAGUUAUUCUAUCGCAACAACACUAAGGUCGAAAUUCCAAUGGAACUAAAUAUGCCGUUCUGCGAAGACCCUUGCACAUACAAACGAUUUAUCCAGCACAUCGAGUCUUUAAUACCUGCCGACUGGGAAGCAGAAUGUCAAAAUUGA